AAGAGGACCUGGGCAGAUGUCAUGAGGACCUUUUGGAAUGAAGACAUUGAACGCCGAGAGGAAGAAUGAAACCCUCUGCAGGAUCACAGAAACCUAGUAAAAUGAAUGACACCAAGAACUUGCAGGAGCUUCCGGCUGGGAGAAGCGAGCAAGAAAAGAGAUCGUAUCAAGGUAUCCUGACCUAUGAUCUGAAGAAUUGCAUAAAGUUAAAAGAGAAGACAAAUAUAAGAAAGCUGAAGACAGAAGAAGGACUCACAGCAAACAUCGGACUCCCCCUGGAACUCGUUGACAAGCAUGACCCUUGGCCAGCUUAUGUCAUCUACACCUCCCCCGUGGUAAAAAGACUCAUUGAGAAAAGCAAGACGAGAGAGCUGGAAUGCGCGAAUGCCUUCGAGGAAAGCCACCGGGCAGCGAAGCCCAACAAGGCCCCCAGCAUGGUGCAGCUGAAGAGGAGGAAGUCCUCGAAAUCUUCCAGUGAAGCCGCCUUCCAGGAUGUGCUGUCGCAGGCCAUGCUAUCCGUGUGGGGCGCUCACUCCGUGUUGGCCGUGGGUCCCGCCAUCAGCCAAGAACCCACGUGCGACAGCCCUACCGCAACCCACAACAAGAUCAUCUUCUCCCGCAGACCGGUGAUGAGGCUGCUUCCCUACAGCUCGCUGCUGACCAGCAAGGAGAAACAUGCCAAUGCCUAGCCAGGAGCCCCCGUGGCCGUGCCCUCCCAGGAAUGUUACAGCAAUUAAGCUCCAUGUGCCACACACGUCACCUUGUCCUUUAAAUUGGAACUUGUGCCUGCGGCUCAGAGAAGCCACCUCUGGAUGGGGGCCGUGGUAGGUGCGUGGGGGCCUCCCCUCCCACCCUGCUGUCUGUGUGGUGGGGUGUGGCAGUGUCAUGUUUUAGUGUCGGCCAUAGUGGCUGAGGAGCUAACCGCGUGCAGGUGUAGCAGUCCCCGUCCAGGCAGGAGGUGAAUCACACCAGUUAUUUAUUUAUUUUUUAGCAGAGAUCCUUGAAUAUAAGGGAUUGUGGAGCAGGGGGCUGAAAAGGAGACCCAAGAGGUUUCCAUAGAGGAAGCACCUGCAGUGGUGGCUCCUGAGGCUGGGGGAACAAAGGGAAGAGAUGGCACUUAGUAAAAAUUAGCUGCUUGUUGGGGUGGCGUCAUGGGGACGCUGUGCCCCUGAACUCCGGGGUGGAGUCUCUGUGGGGAUGGUGUCCCCACUGUUUGGCUGGUGUCUCCAAGGCGGCACUCCUGAGGCUGGUCUUUGAGAGUGCUGGCCAAGUGGCAAAAUGUGUUCAGAUGCUUCUGGAAGGACUUGGCUCUUGCUUGGGUGAAUGACAGGCCACGGACAGCAACUCGCCAGGAUGCAAACAGGAAGUGAACAAGCAGCAAGUGUGCGCUUCCUCCUCCAGCCUUGCAGGCUCCAGCUGGUACCCCGAGGGCAGAGCUUUUUGGGGGAGCAUAAAGCAGAUGUGGGGUCUGCUCUCCUAGCACCUCCAAGCACAGGGUAGCAGGAUGCAUUCAGAAGCCAUGAAAAAAUUAGCUUAGUACCCAGAGCAGCAGCCUCGGUUCUGAGGGAGUCUGCUCUGCUGCCCUACUUGGCACCCGAACCUCAGGCUACGAGGCUUUGACCUUGAAGGCUUGUAAGGUGGGGAUCAAGAUGGCCCUAGCAGAGAACCGGAGGAGGUUCCCCCCGGCCCGUCCUCCUCAGACCUUUGCCUUUUGGAAUAGAGUGUGGGGGGCUGGGCCCCAGCUGCUUUUCUGAGAAGACUAGACUUGGUCUACCCAUGCCCCAGCUGGUGCCAAGGCAAGCAGUGCUGAAUUACCUCCCAUCUCCAAGCAGACAAGCUUCAGCUUUAGAUACAGGGGAUCUGUCAUGAUGAGCAAACCCCAGCUGGUUUCACGUUCACGGUCAUGUUCGUGGGCAUGGCUGACCCUGCUUCAGGUUCUGUGUUUGCCCGUGCAAGGCAGUUCACCCCCACCUGGCUUCCCUCACAGAGACGUAGAGGAAUGCAGUAUCCCCAUCUGGAGACACCAUUUGAAAAAGCAGAAUUUGUCCUGUAAUGCAUUUUCUCCCUCAGAGAGUCUUGCGUCGAUAUUCGGAGACGCCUACUCAUGCAGGAAGCUCUGGGGAACUCUUCUCUGGCUUCCGGGUAUUGGUGUUGGGACGACUGCACAAAUUAGGAGCUCCGGAUCCGUUCUGGGGUUCCCAGCCCUUGGCCAGAGUGAGUUCUUAGAACAACACAGGAGGUUUCUAGUGAAUUCGAGUGACUGUGCUUUGUGUCCCUGGAAAGUUUAUAGCCAAGGGAGUAGGUGAUAAAUUCCACCAACAAGAAACUUUAUCUCCUCUUUCCCUUUAUGGGUGUUUAUGGUCAGGGUUUAUAUGGAGUAUAGAAUGUUAUUGAGUAUUAGCGUUUAUAGGGAUCUGGGAUGAUUUCGGAUGUUUUCUUCCAAUCCCUUCAAGGGCAGAAUGGUAUGGAUUGCACAACUUUUAUUUUCCCAUUUCUAGGCAUUGAAUCAUUUUUAAUCGUCUUAAAAGUGU
This is a messenger RNA of Lepus europaeus (European hare), 2531 nucleotides long. It is a transcript of the gene CDRT4, whose product is annotated as CMT1A duplicated region transcript 4. The transcript is spliced from 4 exons. The record is from RefSeq and is a predicted model, not a curated record. The coding region runs from base 66 to 689 and encodes 207 amino acids. NCBI's taxonomy places the organism in Eukaryota, Metazoa, Chordata, Mammalia, Lagomorpha, Leporidae.